CCAAGAAUGAGUUUUUUGAUGAGAAAUGCUACCAGCUUAAAGGAAAAUGCAUGCGUCAUUGUCAGAAAAAUGAAGAGCUUGUGGCUCUGUGCCAGAAGUCCCUGAAAUGCUGUCUGACGCUCCAACCCUGUGGGAAGAUUAGAUUGGAUGACUGA
Marmota flaviventris (yellow-bellied marmot) is the source of this 155-nucleotide messenger RNA. Lineage: Eukaryota; Metazoa; Chordata; Mammalia; Rodentia; Sciuridae. The record is from RefSeq and is a predicted model, not a curated record.